UAUGUUCUGUUGUUGUGCGCGUCCCUGCGUAUAGGAAAAAAUGGUUUUAAAUGAUUAAAAAUCGUUUAUUUUUUAAGAAAAUAUGUUGAGCUAAUCUUGAAAUGUUAUAUCUAUUAAACUUAUGUCUUUAUUUCUCAACGUUUUGAUAGGAAUACGACUGAUCUACCUCAACCAAAUAUCGGUAGUAUACUCCGUGCUCAGAAAGCAAAAUGGCUGAAAUUGUGUACCCACCAGGUUGCCGGCCUAUAAGUGACGAUCUGAAUACAGAUGAAUUGAUCCGUCGAUUAAAAACCUUGGCACAUACACUUCAAGCUAUGGGCCAAGAUGACGGAGCUUACAAACAGUAUAUCCCAUUGUCCCUCCACCUUGCCGAGGAACAAUUCCUUUCUCACCCUUCUCGAGACGUUCAGCUGCUCAUAGCUUGCUGCAUAGCUGAUGUACUUCGGGUGUAUGCCCCGGAAGCUCCGUACAAAGACCCAGAUCAAGUCAAAACUAUAUUUUUGUUUCUCAUCACACAACUGUCGGGUCUAAAAGAUCCUAAAGAUGCAGCGUUUAAGAGAUAUUUUUAUUUGUUAGAAAAUCUGGCAUAUGUUAAGUCGUUUAACAUGUGUUUCGAACUUCAGGAUUGCCAGGAAAUAUUUUGUGCUCUGUUCCAUUUGAUGUUUAAGAUAGUAAAUGAUGAACACUCGGGAAGAGUGAAAAGUUUCAUGUUAGACGUUUUGUGCCCCCUCAUAACCGAAAGUGACAUGGUCAGUAAUGAUCUGCUGGAUAUCAUUUUAAUGAAUAUAGUCGAACCCAAUAAAACACAGCAGAAGAACGCUUAUUACCUAGCCAAAGAAUUAAUAGUGAAAACAUCGGAAACCUUGGAGCCUUACAUACAAGCUUUCUUCAAUCAUGUUCUUAUAUUAGGAAAAGAAGAUAAAAACUUGCAGAUUUGUGGAAAGGUAUAUGACUUGAUUUACGAGUUAAAUCACAUCUGUCCUCAAAUAUUACUAGCUGUUUUGCCUCAAUUGGAGUGUAAGUUGAAAAGCCCCCUAGAAAACGAAAGAUUAGCGGCAGUAGCCCUUUUAGCUAAAAUGUUCAGUGAGAAAGAUUCAGAAUUGGCAAGACGACACACGUCACUAUGGAGGGCAUUUUUAGGUAGAUUCAAUGAUAUUUCGAUAGCAAUCAGAACCAAGUGCGUUCAGUACUCUAUGCAUUUCCUCUUAAAUCAUCCCGAUUUGAGGAAAGACAUCACAGACACGCUGAAAAUGAGACAACACGACUCGGAGGAAAAUGUGAGGUACCAGGUGGUCAUGGCUAUCGUAACUACUGCAAGAAACGAUUUUCAGGUAGUGUCUGACUCUGAAGACCUUUUAGAAUUUGUGAAGGAAAGGACGCUAGAUAAAAAAUUUAAAAUUCGCAAGGAGGCCAUGUCUGGACUGGCCUUAAUAUAUAGAAAGCAUCUGAGUGAUCCCGAUGUACCAAAUGCAACAAAGAAGGCGGUGACGUGGAUAAAAGAUAAGAUUCUUCACGGUUAUUACAUGGCUGGUAUGGAAGACCGUCUGUUGGUUGAACGUUUGUUGAACACUUGUCUCGUACCGUACCAAUUGCCAGCCGCAGAAAGAAUGAAGAAACUGUACCACCUGUUGGGUACCGUAGAUGAGCAUGCUACUAAGGCGUUUAUGGAGCUGCAGAAGAAUCAGUUAUGUGUGAGAAAGCUCGUAUUGGAGUGGUUGGAAUUACACAGAAGACCCAUUCAAACGGCGGAAUUGCAAAAAGAAAUGGCCCUUAAAGUUCAGGCUUUAUCGAGGUGCCUACCUGAACCUGUCAAAGCUCAUGAAUUUCUGACGAAAUUUAGUAAUCACCUUAAACGUGACUCGUCUCUACUUGAACAUUUUGAAAUUGUCGCCAGGCCUUCAGUGAGUUGCAAGGAAUGCUCGGAAGCAACAGCCACUGUGUUAAAAAAAUUGGGUCCGCCUGUAAUGACCAAUCUCUACUAUAACACGGUGAAAAUGCUGUUGGAACGUAUCAGCUCUGUCAUGAUCGAUCAUGAAGCCAUUAGAUUACUUGUUGGAUAUGUCGAGGAUUGUUUGAGGGGCGGCAAUACCAUAGAAGAGGUAGGAUUGCACCCUGCAACUGCUGGUGAUCGUGGUCUUAAGUUAUUGGUGAUGUUAAGCGUCGUGUUUCCCUGUCAUUUUCACUAUGCCGAUGUUCUGGAACAGUUGAUGGGACUGCUCAGAUUGGAAGAUGAAAAUGUGGCGCCUCUGGUACUGUCCGUGUUCACUUUCCUUGGCAAAUAUAGAUGUCUGUAUGAACAGUUUCCCGAUUUGAUGGAUUCGAUGGCGCCUAUUUGCAAAGAACUGGCUCAAACUGGCACACCGAAGCAAGCGAAAGGUGCUAUCCACUGUAUAUUUAAAAAUAUGCCUUACGAAAACAUAUUCCCGGGUAUAUUAGAGUCUUUAAAGAACAAUUUAACCCCAGAAUCACCUCAUUACAGAACUGCCAUUGUCACCCUCGGACAUAUCGCCUUCAAUGUUCCAGAGCGCUACAAAGUUCAAAUCAAAAACAUCGUUUCCAGAAAGAUUGUAAAAGAACUUCUAGUUAAAGAGGCACGGGAAGGCGAGAGUGAGAUAAAGGACUCGGAGCCCUGGUGUUCCGAGGAGGAACUUCCCGAAGAAACCAGAUGUAAAGUAGAGGGCCUCAAGGCGAUGGCGAGAUGGCUCCUCGGUUUAAAGCAAGAUACGGCGUCUGCCCAGAAAACAUUCAGAAUGCUGAACGCGUUCAUACUGCACAAAGGCGACCUGCUGCAGUCCGGCAGACUCUCCAAAGCUGAAAUGUCUUGGCUUAGAUUGGCCGCCGGUUGCGCCAUGCUUAAGGUUUGCGAACAGAAAGGCGUCGGCGAUCAGUACACCGCCGAACAGUUCUACAACCUCUCCCAACUGAUGGUGGACGAAGUGAAACAGGUUCGGGAGAUUUUCUCCGCAAAACUACACAAAGGGCUCAGCAAGGGCCUGCCUAACAAGUGCUUGCCUCUGGAUUUCAUGGGGUAUUACGCGCUUGCGGGCAGAGAAAUGGAAAAUCGCCUGCGAACUACGGUACGUAAUUACAUGAUUGCAGAUAUUAAUCGUAGGCGCGACUAUGUUAAAACCCUGACAAUGGGCGCUGGACAGGCGGACAAGGCAAUGAGUCAGCUACCACAUAUCUUACCCGAUUAUAUGCUUGUAUUUGCUGUACCAGUUUUAGCGCACGAUCCCCACCUUUCAAAGUGGGACGAUGUGCAAGAGUUGACUAAAGCCAAGCAGUGUUUGUGGUUCAUACUGGAACCGCUGGUAACCAAGAGCGAUUAUUUCAGCUACGGCUUUUACAAAACCCUCAUCGAGAGGAUGAAAAAUCACAAGGACGCCGUUAGGCCGGACGACGACUGCAUAAAUUACAAACUGUGGGCUCUUUGCGACCUCGCCUCCGGCUUACUCCUGACGAGAACCACGAAUUACGACUUGAAGGAUUUCCCCACCGAUACCCGUAUCCCCACCAUGUAUUUCUCGCCGCAGCAUGAUUUCGUGAAUACCCGUGUUUUUCUACCGCCGGAAUUGCAGUACCAGCCCAACAAGAAGACCAGCAUAACACUCUCCAUGUUGAACAGUGAUAAGCAGAAGAAGCCCAAGCCCAAGAAGCCCGAAGGAUGCGGACCGUUAGGUACUGACGUGCAGCCCUCGGAAGCAUCGGAUACAAAAAUACAGUUGCCCGGCUUAGAGGAAGAAGUGGACGAACCUCCAGCAAAAAGACUUCGAGAAGGGAUAAAAGUGGACGUUGAAAAGUGAUUGUGUAAAUAUAGACAUGUAAAGUGAGAUCUCUAGGGGCCAAAAGCUGGCUGGACCCUUUUGUGCUUAUUUACAGUUAGUCUAACUUACGUACAUUAAAUGUUAGUGAUUAGUUUUUUCCACCUCUUAUUUUACAUGUACAUUUAGCUGAUAGUGUUUAGAGUAAUACCACACUGUAUUUAAGAGCUUCUAUAGUAUGGACUUUGGUGUGAGAGGUUCCGAUUCCUGUAUACAAAUAGUCUGUAAGAAUUGAUACGAGAAGUUAUUUUUAUAUGCUGGGUGUAUUUUUUCCAGAAUUGGCAAGGCUUGCUGUCCUGUGCUGUUUCUUUAUUUAUUAUUUCUUAAGUCUAAAAAGUUUUUUUUACAAACUUUGGAUCCAGAUUUUAUUAUUGCAAGUUGUAAGUUGCAUUAUUAUUUAGAUAUGGUUUGAAUAGAUGUAAACAUUCUAUACAUACUUUGUUAGUGUAGUCUCGCAGCAAUUUAAUUUCAUUCAAUUUUAUGGUAUUGACCACCUGAUGUAACAAUACAGUAUGAUGGUUGUUUAGUUUUUGGUAUACAUUUUCUACUAAGUAAUUGAUAUAAUUGUACAAAAGUUAUUUAAUAAACAAUUGUCUACUGUA
Messenger RNA from Anoplophora glabripennis (Asian longhorned beetle), 4423 nucleotides. RefSeq names its product sister chromatid cohesion protein PDS5 homolog B (gene pds5). The coding region runs from base 210 to 3803 and encodes 1197 amino acids. Lineage: Eukaryota; Metazoa; Arthropoda; Insecta; Coleoptera; Cerambycidae. The transcript is spliced from 6 exons. Gene Ontology annotation, cellular component: chromatin; nucleus. The record is from RefSeq and is a predicted model, not a curated record. Gene Ontology annotation, biological process: DNA repair; mitotic sister chromatid cohesion.